AAUCGCUGUUGCAUUUCGAUGUUAUUAAAGUUUUCGGUAUAGAGUAAAACCAGAACAGAAUAAUAGAAAACAUUUAACCUGAUUAGUAAUUUCCCUCUAAAAAUGUCUAAAUCGUUCAUACGAAUCGCAGAUGAUGAUAAAGGCUAUGAGUUGGACCAGUUUUGUAUACCCAAACACUAUGAGCAAGAUUUAGACCAUGUUCUCAUUCCUGCAGGUCUUAUCAAUGACAGGACAGAGCGUUUAGCUCGGGACAUAGUUAAUCAUUUCCAAAAUGAACCCAUCGUUGGCUUAUGUGUUUUGAAGGGUGGCUACAAAUUUUUCACUGAUUUGGUUGACAAAAUCCAGAUACUCAACAGAAACAGUGGACAUUCAGUUCAACUUGCUGUUGAUUUUAUUAGACUCAAGAGCUAUGUGCAUUCUGUAUACACCACUUCCUCAAAUGACAGCAAUAUUGUUGUCUUAACUCCUGAAAAUGGGAAUGAUUCUUCAUCAGGUUCCAUUGAAGUGAUAGGAGGAGAUAACUUAGAGAACCUCAAGGGGAAGAAUGUUUUAGUUGUGGAGGAUAUAAUUGACACAGGGCGGACAAUGUUGCAACUAUUAGAACUUCUAAAAUCUGUUGGGCCAAAGUCUGUCAAAGUUGCAAGUUUGUUGGUUAAAAGAACUCCAGAUAAUGUAGGAUAUACACCUGAUUACAUUGGCUUUGAAGUUCCCAAUCAAUUUCUUGUUGGCUAUGCUCUUGACUACAAUGAGUACUUCAGAGACCUUAGUCAUAUUUGUGUGAUCAAUGAAAGUGGUAAAAAGAAAUACACCAUCAACAAAUAGCACCUAGUUGGAACCAGUUUGUGAAGAGUACAAUCCCCUAAAGACAGUGGUUUGAUCCUGGGUGUAUAUGACGUCAGCUCUUUAGCUAGAUUAAUUUUAGAAAAGUACAUCCUGUUUUCUCUAUCAAGUAACAUGCAAAUGUCAGGUAUUUGGUCCUGUUUAAUAUUUACUGGUGAUUGUUAACAAACAGUUCUCCACACUAAAUAAAAAUGGCAGUAGUUUUUGUGAGAGAAAGAAAAUAUCAACUUUAGAGAAUCGACAUUCUUCUUCUUGGUGGGUUUGUUCUAGUUUUGAAAUGGCCCAGUGAAAUAGAUUUGUACAUCUUUGAUUCACGGGUACCAUGAAUAAUAUGCACAAUAUGUUUUUUUGACACUACUUGUAGAGACAGAGGUAUUGUCUAUGUAGAUAUAUUAAUAUUUACCAAAGUUCCAGCAGUUAAUGUGUUGUUUUCAAAGCCCGAGUGUGCACCUUUUGUGAUUUUUUUCAAAUCCAUGUUUUGAGUUUUAAUAUUUAAACCUAACACAAUCUUUUUAUUUUUGCAAAGAUUUUUUUUAUUGCAAGUUUGAAUACUUAUACCAGAAAUAAAAAAUAAAACAUACAUAUCUCCAAAGUAAAAAUAUGUCUCAAUUUCAAAUAGGAGAUCUAUUUAUCACUUUUCUUAAAAUUGAUGAAUGUAGCUUCUUAUUUCAUUUUGUUUCAUCCAAUGGAGAAAAUUGCUUUAGUGCUGGUAUUUGCCGUUUUUUUUAUAUUUAAAACAGAUUUUUUUCCUGCUUUUUGAAGACAAUUGUUUUUGCUUUGAAGAGUAUUUUCUGGUUUUUAUGCAGUGGAAUCAAAAUUAUUGAAAAUUUGUUUCAAAUUAUUUUAUUGAGUAGUGUUGUCAAGGAUUUAACACAUUUGAUAUAAUAAUUAAGUAUUUUGUUGCUUUAAAAAUAGUCAUUUUGGUAGCAGCACAAUAUAAGUAUUUUUUUUUUAUACGGUUUUAAGAAUCUGUAUUGUUCCUUCAUAUUAAAAAAAAAUUGAACAUUUUAGACAUUUUUAGUGGGAAUUGAAACUUACCACUGUCUUAAUUUUAUGACAAUAUAUAAAGAAAAGUAUCCUAAAUCUGAUCAUCGCUGAAGUAUUAACAAUUGGUCUAUUACUAUAAUUAUUGUUCUCUGUAGAUAUUUUUGGUCUAUUGAAGUAGUUUGUCCCUGUGCCAUAUGAUAAAGCUCUCAUUUUGAGAUAACUUUCUACUGUUAUUUUAUAUCUGUCCUUUCCAGCAUUCUGUUUAUAUUUCUUGGCAUUCAAAAUGUUCAACAUUAUACACAUCUACAAAUGUAGUUCUUAUAUUUAAAAAUAAACAUGGGCAUUUUUUUUAUACUAAUGGUUUUGUCGAGUGAAAAAUUUUUCCAUUGCUAUAGAGACAAUCUUACAAAUAAAAAAUUCAAUUCUUGUGCAUUAUACACAGAAAGCAUUCACUUGUACUUGUAUAUCAAGCAUUCAUAAACAACAUAUCAUCUUAGUCAAAUGGUGCAGCCAUACUUUGUUUAUUUAUAAAUGUUUUACUAUUACCAUUCAUUAUACACCUUUGUUCCAUGGUCAAGAAUAAAUUAUCUCAUCCUCA
This is a messenger RNA of Physella acuta, 2425 nucleotides long. RefSeq names its product hypoxanthine-guanine phosphoribosyltransferase. The record is from RefSeq and is a predicted model, not a curated record. Gene Ontology annotation, molecular function: hypoxanthine phosphoribosyltransferase activity; magnesium ion binding. Gene Ontology annotation, cellular component: cytosol. Gene Ontology annotation, biological process: purine ribonucleoside salvage; IMP salvage; GMP salvage. Lineage: Eukaryota; Metazoa; Mollusca; Gastropoda; Physidae.